AUGCAACGACUAGUGAGGCGAUAUCUUUUCAAACGAGAGCGUGCCAAGGAUGCCGAAGGUGAAAAACCGAAGGAGAGUAUGUACCUCCGGGCCGAUGAUCUAACCGCAGCGGAUAUGUACGGAGGAGGUGGUGGAAUGGACUUUGCCGAUGCUGAAGAAGACAUACCCCAAGGAAUACCGCAAUCUCGCAGCACUACAGCUGGUAGCCUUGGCGACGGUUUAAUUGCAGGAGGUACUACCAGUGCGUCGUCACGUCGCGGGCGCCGCAGCGGAGCAAAAAGAUAUUCUAUCGUUGCUGGAGGUGGAAUACCUAUCGGUUUUAUGAAUCCCUUCAAUAUCCAACUGCCACAGUUGGAUGGGAUUCAGCGCUCACAGAAGGUCCUUGAUAUGCGUCUUCAGAAUCUGCAAAGCCAGUCUGAACAACUGAACAGUGCUGCAGGUAACGCGAGGAUCAAGGAAGAAGUGAUUCAUGCGCGUUCACUCAUUACGGAAAGCCAGAGAGCUCUUUCUUCCAUCAUCAAGGCUGUCUCACAACUACAAGAACAGGUGGUUUUAUUGAACGAAAACAUGGAGAACUGGGUUAAAGCUCAAAUCGGGGAGCCCAAUAAACGCACUAUUCUUGUGGAAGAGCGUCGUCCAGCAGUAAGUGCUUCAAAGAUGCGCGAGCGAAAUCGAUCUCGCCGAAUUGCAAGCCGUCGUCCUUCCGCAGAUCGUGACAAUAGCCCCAAUCCCUACGUUUGA
This is a messenger RNA of Rodentolepis nana, 741 nucleotides long. The record is from the annotation of a GenBank genome assembly. NCBI's taxonomy places the organism in Eukaryota, Metazoa, Platyhelminthes, Cestoda, Cyclophyllidea, Hymenolepididae.